UUUUUCGCUUCGAUAAUAGGCUUGCGAGACCAGGCCUAUCUUUCCAGACAAUCCCCUUUCGUCAUAAGUACUGAAUAGUAGAUGGUUGGGAUAGAGUCUAUAGGUAGUAUGAUUGUUGAAACUCCUAACGUGGAAGGGCAUAUAAUAAAUAAGAGAACGAGCGUGCACGGCUGAGGAGCUGCUUGUUGUGGUGCGAUAUACUCCGUGAUGGCUUGGCCCCCUUCUUAUCUGCCAGGUACAGUCCAGUACCUACUAUUCUUGAAAGCUACCCAUCCAAGGCCUGCACUUCCAGACUUCACUCCCAGAUCCAAGCAUCCAGCGUCAACAGAAUACGAAAAAAAACCAAGGUUAUGGCAGUUUCAAGUCUCCAGAAAUCCCAAACACCAUAACACCCCCUCCAAUUUGCCACUUGCACCCUUAAUGAACACCUACAGCCAACCAGCAAUAGCAACGUCAACCUUAACCCAAACCUUUUGCAACGUACAAGCCUAUAAAACAACUCCUCUCAUUCUCAGCCAAGUCCCAAGAAAAAGGUACAAAUUCCGCAAAGAGUGGCCAGCCUUAACCACGUGGCAACUCAUUUCCUUCUCCUUCAGCCACAACUCGGACUUUCGGAGCUCAUCGCUUCUUCCGUCCGUUCUUCCGAGGGACAAAAGGUCCGAUGGGCUUAAGUCUAACUUCUACGUGUGGGAAGCGUGGCAGCGUAACUUUGGCCUAUGUGGCAUCGGAGUCGGAGUGAGGGAAGACGGGCAGGAUGGAAGGAUGGAUGGAUGGUUGGAAGAGGGGCGCAUCGGCCCCCCCCUUCCCUCCUUUGUGGGAGACUUUUCUCAUUUGGUGUACUCCGUAUAGGAUAUGGAUAGACAUUGGACAGGAUUACGGAGUAACUGCAGUAUGAGAAGCGGGGAAAGGCCAUUGACUACCUUAGGUACAGUACAUACAUAAAUGUCUCCGGACGGAGAUAGGUACCAGUAAGGUUCGGACAAUUAUGUGUCAGCCGCCUUCUUUUUUCUUUUUCUAAUGGCGCGCAUGGGCAAGAUUAUCCGCCCUGGGCUUUUCUUUUGGACCGGGAUUUGCUUGC
This is a messenger RNA of Aspergillus japonicus CBS 114.51, 1078 nucleotides long. RefSeq lists its product as uncharacterized. The transcript has 3 exons. The record is from RefSeq and is a predicted model, not a curated record. Bases 208 to 849 code for a protein of 213 amino acids. Lineage: Eukaryota; Fungi; Ascomycota; Eurotiomycetes; Eurotiales; Aspergillaceae.